AUGGCGGCACUCGUGGCGCCUGUGGGUCCUACGCUCUCAAUUCCGCCUUCCUCGUCCUCCCGCGCCGCCUCCCCGCUUAUCUGCUCACGGGCGACGCUUGACAGGCCGCAUAAGCCGCCUCCUUCGGUGAUUAACGCGGCGAUUAGCGCGGCUCGUAGCACGGCUCACAGCGGAAGCUCUUUUAAUCAACAACAGCACGAUGAUCGGAAUCACAAUCGGCGAUGGCAUCGGCAGCAUCAGUCAACGUUGCAGCUCCCGACAUUUUUCCACCGGGCGCCGCUUUCCCCGCACGGCACUGCCGCAAUUCUUCCCCCGCGCGUCGUCCGCACUUGCGCGCGCUUCCCGCCCGUCCCCGCAAUCGCCGCCGCCGCUACCGGCCCCGUUUCCCCCGGCGCUUCUCGCGGCCCGCAACCCCCUUCCGCAUCAUCCGGCCCCGCUGCGCCCACUGCAACCAUCGCCGCCGCUGCCGCCUCUGCCGCCGCGUCCGCUGCCGUCGAAACCGCUGCGGGUGCCGUCACGACGGCCGUAGCAGCGCUCGAUCUGGAGGCGCAAAAGAAGCCGCAAGUGGCGCCGCAAGUUGCGCCGAAAACUCCGCAUUUAGAUUCACGAAACACAAUCACCGUGAGAAGCCCAGUGGGAGUGGACGAGCCACCGUUGCUGCGGGCGCGGUUAACGGAGCGGCCUGUACCGGGGCAGGCGCGGUGGCAGCCGCCUGCGGGGCAGCCGAGCCGCUGCUUCUUGCCACGUCCGCUGACGUACAGCUCGAGCCUUGCUGACGUGGAUCCCGACGAGGUGGCGCACGUGUGGUACCGCACGCUCAAGGUGGAGAGGGAACCGAGGAAAGUGAUGAAGGCCAUGCGCCACAGCUACUCGAUCGUGGUGGUAAUGGAUGAGUCGCAGCGCAGCCUCUCAGGCAAACGCGGAAAGACCAUUGGCGUGGGAAGAGCCAUAUCCGAUGGGUCCUUUGUGGCCACCAUAUGCGACGUGGCAGUGCUGCCGGAGUAUCAACAGAAGGGCGUGGGCAGACGAAUCGUCCGGAAGCUGAUCCAGGACAUGCAGCGAAGAGGACCCAGUGGUUAUGCAGUCUUCCCCCCUCCCCUGGCUCGCCGCUUCUUCUGGAUGAUGGGCUUCAGAUUCGAAACCAACCAGCUUUCCCUGACCCAAUCUGAGGCAGUCACCUCGCUAGCUUCCAUUUUCGCCCUCUUUGAAUGUACUUCCCACUCGGCUCCCAAAUACGAGCGCAAGUACAGCCUCAUGGCCUAUUGUGGGCAGCUCAUAGAGCCGUCUGCUGCUGUUGCUACCCCUGCUGCUGCCAAUCUGACUCUUUUCCUUCCAUUUCUCCCUCUCCCUUCCAUUUCUCCCUCUCCCUUCCAUUUUUCCCUCCAUCCGUUUCUCCCUCUCCCUUCCAUUUCUCCCUCUCCCUUCCGUUUCUCCCUCUCUUUCCGUUUCACCCUCUCCCUUCCAUUUCUCCCUCUCCCUUCCAUUUCUCCCUCUCCCUUCCGUUUCUCCCUCUCCCUUCCGUUUCUCCCUCUCCCUUCCCUUUCUCCCUCUCCCUUCCGUUUCUCCCUCUCCCUUCCCUUUCUCCCUCUCCCUUCCGUUUCUCCCUCUCCCUUCCCUUUCUCCCUCUCCCUUCCGUUUCGCCCUCUCCCUUCCGUUUCUCCCUCUCCCUUUCAUUUACCUCUCUCCCUUCCAUUUCUCCCGCUCCAUGCUCCCCGCUCUCUAAGGUACGAGCGCAAGUACAGCCUCAUGGCCUAUCACGGGCAGCUCAUGGAGCCGUCUGCUGCUUCAGAUUCCACCUGUUCCCCGGUCUCCGUUUCAUUUCUCCCUAUCUAUUCGACCCAUUCUCCUCCCAGAUACGAGCGCAAGUACAGCCUCAUGGCCUAUCACGGGCAGCUCAUGGAGCCGUCUGCUGCUCUUGCUUCCACUGCUGCCACUCCUGCUGCUCCGGCUGCAGCAGUUGCUGCUGGUCACUCUGGUGCUAUGUCUUAUUCGGAAAGGGUGGAUGGAGGGGGGGAGGAGGAGCAGAUGGAGAGGAGCGGAAGAGGGAGUAUGCGUUUCGGAAAGGACGAGGAGCAUUGGCAGUAA
This is a messenger RNA of Closterium sp. Yama58-4, 2085 nucleotides long. NCBI's taxonomy places the organism in Eukaryota, Viridiplantae, Streptophyta, Zygnematophyceae, Desmidiales, Closteriaceae. The record is from the annotation of a GenBank genome assembly.